UCUUUCCCUCUUACUGUCUUCCUUCAUAUCUCUCUUCACUGCCCUACAGUCUCUCUCCUCUCCCUCUCUUUCUCUUUCUUUAUUGAUUAUAAAUGAAAGACAAGUCUUUAUAUAAAGUGCUCUCCCGGAGCUGAGCUCUUCGACGUGGUGGAUUAGCCUUAGACAGCCGCACUCGCAGCACGUUUGAUUCGGUUUGAUUUUCCAAGGCGUAAGCUCUCUAAAAGGACAACUCACUGGGCCUCCGGCAGAUAAGAUGUCCUGAUAAAUGUUACAUUUUAGCACUUCAUUAUUGCCUUCAUUUUCCUACUAUUUAUACAUACUAAACUCAUUUAAAAUCUUAAAAGGAUAUAUGUUUUCUUUGAAUGCUUUUACCUGUUUAUUUUAUAAACAAUUUCUGAAAUGCAGUGUAUUUACAUUAACAAUUUAACAUGACUACUUGAAUGACACUCAGUCAGUCUAAGUGAAUAAUUAAUUUUUGCUAUGUUUGUUAGCCUCCGCUUGAUCAGAACCACAGGCAGGUCAGACUAGUGCUGUGACACACCUCCAUCUCCUAGUUCCACAGUGGCAGUAUCUAUGGAAACUGUACCACAUCACCGCAGCAUUUCAGAAAUUCGUUUUUGGGAAUGUUUUUUUCCAUAUUUUUUUUAAUAGGCUAGUGCAGUAGAGUUGUUUCGUACGUGGGGAUUGGACAUCAGGCAUUGUGGUUUGACCCGCGGAUUUCUCUAAAGCAUUUUAUUCUAAAAGCAAUGACCAAUAUUUAACCUCACAUUUGAGUCAAUUAACUCGAGCCUCAGUGUCUCAAAGCCGACCUAUGUUCAACCUCUGCUUUGUUGUGUAAUCAUGGUUUUAAUUCUGUUGCUUUCUUUUCUCCCAUUACUCACCCUUGCAUGUCAUAAUCCAUGUUGUUUUCCUUCUUGUGUUAGACGAGCAUGACUUUGAGCCAAUCUGCAGAUGCAUGCACAGGGUCCAAGUGAGCGAGCGCCACCCCCACCUGCUUUCCGGCUUUGAAGCUGCCUCUCAGUGGGGGUGUGGUGUCGGGGAGUAGCUAGGCCCCCGCACCCCCAGAGUCAACCCCCCUGUGGCUGCGCGUCAGCCUGGCGCCCCCUGAUGGAGCAGGCUUGUAAUGAGCAGAGUCCAGAGGAGCCGGACGCGGGAGGCCGGGUCGAGACGGAAGUGGGCCGCAGGGCGUCCGAGUCGGAGCACGGCCUGUCCAAAAUCACCCACAAUGCACUGGAGAACAUGGGCGUGCUGGGCCACGGCCUGAAGCAGCUUUUCCAGCCGCAGCGCCGCCGCUCGUCCGUCUCCCCGCACGACGCCGCCGCCUCGGCGCCCCCGUCCUCAGGCGGCCCCGCCCCGGAGCCGUCUGACGGCGGGGGGCCCGAGGUCGGGGACGCUCCAGCUCCCUUGGCCCCCGGUCUGGACUCUGACCCCCACGCUGCUUCCUCCGCUCCCCCCGCAGCUCUGAGCCGCGUUCUGCAGCAGAUCCGAGGCGCGCCCCCCAUGAUGAAGCGAGGGACCAGCCUGCAGAGCCGCCGCAGCAAGACGGGGGACCCCCCCCAGAAAGGCAGCCCCCAGAUCCACCGGAGGAGUACCCAGGAGGUCAUGCUUCUGCAGGCCGGCCGUCCGCGCUCCUCGUCCACCACGGACACGCCCACCAGUCCCGCCUUGGCCGACAUGCUGCUGACCUCAGGGUACCACUCCACCGAGGAGCCAGACCGGCUGGAUCGCCUGGAUGGUUCUGGCCCGGCCGUGUCGCCCAACGCCCUCUCCUGUGGUGCUGACGGCUACGGGGCGGACACCGUGGACAGCACCCCCGACCCCCAGCGCACCAAACAAGCCAUCGCCCAACUUCAGCAGAAGAUCCUCAAGCUCACCGAGCAGAUCAAGAUCGAGCAGACGGCCCGGGACGACAACGUGGCCGAGUACCUGAAACUGGCCAACAACGCCGACAAGCAGCAGAGUGCUCGCAUCAAACAGGUGUUUGAGAAGAAGAACCAGAAGUCGGCCCAGAGCAUCCAGCAGCUGCAGAGGAAGCUGGAGCACUACCAUCGCAAGCUACGUGAGGUGGAGCACAACGGGAUCCCCCGCCAGCCCAAAGACGUGCUCCGAGACAUGCACCAAGGCCUGAAGGACGUUGGCGCUAAGUGUGCCACUGCAACUGCUAAUGUCACUGGUGGGCUCUCCAGCUUCUCCCACGCCACACACUCUGCGGCCGGGGCCGUGGUCUCCAAGCCCAGGGAGAUUGCUUCCCUGAUCCGCAACAAGUUCGGCAGCGCGGACAACAUCGCGGCCCUGAAGGACUCCCUCGAUGAACCCCAGGAGGACGGUCAAGGCUUGGGGGCCAGAACCCUGGCGGGGGCCCCCAGCCCCAAGUACGGCAGUGAGGACGACUGCUCCAGCGCGACCUCUGGCUCUGCAGGAGCCAAUAGCAUCACUGGGGCCCCCGGGGGCCCGCCCAGCACGAAGGGCCUGAACAUCCUGGAGCUCGGCCAGGCAUCGGGCUUGGACACGCUGCUCCACGAGGUGCAAGAGCUCCGGGAAAACCAGGGUCUUCUGGAGGAGUCAUUUGAAAACCUGAAGAGCCAAUACCAGAGGGACUACACCAUGAUCAUGCAAGCGCUGCAGGAGGAGAGAUACAGGUGUGAGCGUCUGGAGGAGCAGCUCAAUGACUUGACAGAGCUGCACCAGAAUGAGAUCCUCAAUCUGAAGCAGGAGCUGGCCAGCAUGGAGGAGAAGAUUGCUUAUCAGUCUUAUGAGAGAGCUAGAGACAUUCAGGAGGCGCUGGAAGCGUGCCAGACGCGGAUCUCCAAGAUGGAGCUCCAGCAGCAGCAGCAGCAGGUGGUGCAGCUGGAGGGCCUUGAGAAUGCCACGGCCCGGACCCUCCUGGGCAAGCUCAUCAACGUCCUCCUGGCCGUCAUGGCUGUGCUCCUGGUGUUCGUCUCCACGGUGGCCAACUGUGUGGUGCCCCUGAUGAAGACGCGCAGUCGCACCUUCUCCACGUUGCUCCUCAUCGUCGUCUUCGCUUUCCUCUGGAGGAACUGGGAGGUCAUUUCGCAGUACCCGGACCGCUUCCUGCUGACCCCGAGUUGACCUGCAGCGGGGGGUGGGU
This is a messenger RNA of Esox lucius (northern pike), 3109 nucleotides long. It is a transcript of the gene tmcc1b, whose product is annotated as transmembrane and coiled-coil domain family 1b. Lineage: Eukaryota; Metazoa; Chordata; Actinopteri; Esociformes; Esocidae. Gene Ontology annotation, cellular component: endomembrane system. The coding region runs from base 1108 to 3090 and encodes 660 amino acids. The record is from RefSeq and is a predicted model, not a curated record. The transcript is spliced from 6 exons.